This is a messenger RNA of Alosa sapidissima (American shad), 3959 nucleotides long. It is a transcript of the gene creb3l2, whose product is annotated as cAMP responsive element binding protein 3-like 2. The transcript has 12 exons. Lineage: Eukaryota; Metazoa; Chordata; Actinopteri; Clupeiformes; Clupeidae. Gene Ontology annotation, molecular function: DNA-binding transcription factor activity, RNA polymerase II-specific; cAMP response element binding. The record is from RefSeq and is a predicted model, not a curated record. The coding region runs from base 442 to 2085 and encodes 547 amino acids. Gene Ontology annotation, biological process: regulation of transcription by RNA polymerase II.
GCCCCCAAAUUCCUGCUAGUCUGAGACAGGGUAUCACCUCAACUCAAGAAAUCGAGAGAAAGUCCGUCGUUGGUUGCAUACUACAAGUCAGAGAAAAUAAACAAGGAAGCGUCGGGGUUAAUCUUCUAUUGCCUCUUCAAACUAGUGACUGUCGUCUUUCCAGGGAGUCAUUUUGCUUUGUUGAUGUAACGACAAGCCAUCCGAGUCGUGUGUCGCAACUGACUACGCAGUGCAAAGACUGUUCAAGUUAUUAGGCUAAUUCAACUUUUCGCUGACGGAAGGAAAAGUUGUUGCCGAUUCCUGCAACAUUUUAUCACGCUGCGUUCUGGCAACAUUGUAGCAUAUCUGCUUUCCUUUUUUGCUACAUAGCCUACACUGAUAUCAUCUGUUGAGAAGACGCAGGUUAGACAGUCGACUCGUAAGCAAUCAACUGGUGAAGGCAUGGAAAUACUGGACAGCGCUGAACCGUUUUUACACUGGGAUCGAAAUCUCAGCGAAUUGUCUGAACCGGGAGAAAAUGACGGUGUUCUGUACAGCACUCACUUCACCGAGCUCCUGGAUGACCUGUCCCAGGAUGCUUUGCUGGGCCAGCUGCUGAGUGACCCGUUCCUGUCUGGCCGCGGGGAAGCCAUGGACACGGAGGACCUGACCCCCGCCUCCCCAGUGCCGCCCCACAUCCAGGCCGAGCACAGCUACUCCCUCAGUGGGGACUCGCGCCCCCAGUCCCCCCUCUCACACCUGCCCGGGGAACAAGGCAGCGAUGCAGGUGACUCUGAGGGAGACGACUGGGCCAUGGAACAGGACGAUAAGGACCUGAAGAUGGAGACUCUGCUGUGCAACGCUCCCUCCCUGCUGCCCACCCUGACCCUUACUAUAACCCCUCCGGCUGUGCCGACCUCUGACCCCGUCGCCAAGGCAACCACCUCCACAGCCGGGGCUACGGCAACCCUCACAAUGGCCAAUCCACAGGCCACAGAAGUCAAGAUUAAGGUGAAAGACGACGGAGAGACCUUUACCCCUCAGAUUAAACUAGAGCCACAUGAGGUGGACCAGUUCCUCAACCUGUCCCCCAAAGCCUUGGAGUCCCUCCAGAUGCCACCCACCCCACCCAGUUCCCAUGGCAGCGACUCGGAGGGCAGCCAGAGUCCCGUCCACCCCUGUGCCCCCGCCAGCCCCACGCAGUCCCCCGCUGUCCUCAAGGUGGCGCCGCGCGCACCCUCAUCCCUCUCCAACUCCCCACUGCUCACCGCUCCACAUAAGUUGCAGGGCUCAGGUCCUCUGAUGCUGACGGAGGAGGAGAGGCGUACGCUAAUCGCCGAGGGUUACCCUGUUCCCACCAAACUGCCCCUCACAAAGGCCGAGGAGAAGGCCCUCAAGAAGAUCCGCCGCAAGAUCAAGAACAAGAUCUCGGCCCAGGAGAGUCGCAGGAAGAAGAAAGAGUACAUGGAUGCCCUGGAGAAAAAGGUGGAGACAUGCUCUAAUGAGAACAGUGAACUGCGCAGAAAAGUGGAAAAUUUGGAAUGCACCAACAAGUCUCUGCUGCAGCAGCUGCACUCCCUCCAGGCGGUGGUGGCAGGAAAGGUCCCUCGCUCCUGCAGAGUCACCGCUGGAACCCAGACCUCCACAUGCCUCAUGGUGGUGGUCCUCUGCUUUGCCGUGUUCCUGGGCAGCUUCUACCAGGGUCUCAGUCCCUGCUCCUCCCUCACAAAGACAGGCCUGUCUAGAGAACUCAGCAUGCAGGAGUCUUACACUGCCACAGUGAAGUCCAGAAGCCUGCUGUCCUAUGAGGACCACGGAGGUAUGAUGGACGAGUCCCACCCAGCUGGUUUGGGUGGAGAGUACCCCGAGUGGGACGCGCAGAUGGACGUCAUGGCAACCUGGCGUCAGGAGCAACAGCAUCUUCAGGAGCAGCACGAAGCUCACACGCAAGCAGAAGAGACAGAAUUCCUACACAGCAACGACACACACAGCACACAGAAAACAGCUGUGCUUAUAGACCUGAACACACACAGAUCAGUGGAGCAGAGGUCAAACGACAGCACAAAAGUGUUCGAGCUGGAGAGGACGGUGAACGAGACGUCCUGAGGAGGUCUGCUCUGCUCUGCUGGCCUGGCUCAACGUCGCCCCCUGCUGUCUGGGCUCCCCUUGUAUUUAUAAAUCCCCUCAACCCUAAUGUUUAAGUAUAGAUGUCUGUGUUUUUCUUUUAUUUUAAAAAACGAAACUCAAGCAUCAAGAUAAAAAAGAACAGAAAAAACAAAUGUGUAUUUUUUAUUCCAUUUCAUCAUUAUAUCAUGUUUUGAUACUUAAUUUUAUGUCACUUUUUGUUGCAUCUGUUUUUGUUUUUUUUUGGUUUCUUAUUUGUGUAAUGUUUUGAGAUGCUUUAUCUCUCUGUCCUUUUUAGUUUUGUUGAGGUGGAGGAUGGGGGCUGGGCACUCUAUUUUUCAAAGAUGAACUGAUUAUUGUAGUUGACUAGGAGAUUCUCUGCACUGUUAAAGGGACAAGCAUGCUAUUAGCCUAAAGAGAUCACCUCCAGAAAAAAAAAAAAACACCACCAAUCAACAAUCCCAAACAAUCCUCUCUGAGAUCACUGAAGCAGAGAUCCCCCUUCCUAAAUAAUUCAGACCAGCGGAUGUGUUCACACUUGGCGAAGCAUCUGUCACCAAGCUCAUCACCCCCUUACCUCCCACUAACCCUUGCCUGAGGACAGACACCUGUAGGUCUGUAAUGUCAUCCCCAGUGUUAAAACAUUGAGUACCGGGACACGGAGCAGAGGUGUAACGACUCUGCCGUGAAAUUUGCACCAUCUUGCCCGAGCCGACUUAAGAAUGAGCACGGCUCCUAGUACUACGCGCUCCCAAAGGUUCUCCUACAGCUUUCCCCACUUGCUCUCUCUCUCUCUCUCUGUAAAUUUAGUUUUUUAAAAGCCCUUAAAUGCUAAAGAGAGUUAUUGGAUGUUCUAAAAGGCUUUAUUAUUGGGGUCUGCAUUGAACCCUUGGAAGUUCAUGUUUGGUUCUUUUUAGGACUUGUAACAGAACCUAUAAGACUUCUUUUAUAGGACAGCCCAAUGAACUUCAAAAAGACUGUAGUAUAAGACUAUGUCUGGGCAAUGGAUGUGUAUUUCUGCUCGUAAUAUCUACAAGGAGAUGUGAGCCAAUUGAGGCAGUCUAGGCGUUGAGUUGGGUUGUAUGAUGCAUCAGCACUAUGAGCCUUCCCACAAGGCAAUGCCUGGGAAAGGUUGACCUCUCUGGGGGGCUCGGACAGCAGUGCCCCCUGUCCCCACCUCACCGCCCCCUUGGGUGUUUUUUCGAUCUGGGUCGAUUAGGGUGAGCGCGUCGCCUACCCGGCCUUCACUGGCCCAGAUAUUUAAACACCUACACAACUACACAAACCACAGCACCCCUCCCCGUACAUGCACUGUCAAACACUCACACACACACACACUCUUCAUCGGGGAUAUAAACAGCCAUGGAGUGGGUGUUGAACUGGACUGACUUCUCUUACUCUCUAUAAACCCAAAGAAAUUGAUUUAGCUAUUUAUUCACUCUUUCCCCCCUCCUCCUCUUUGAAUAGCAGUGCUUAAUUUUAUUCUUUUUUGCUCAUAACAGUAACAACAGUACCAUAUGUAUCUAUGCUAUUUUUUGCUCUCACUAGUGUAGGCUCCGUUGUGGAGCACUGGUUGCUUAGAGUGUUAGCGAUAUGUGGUCUUUAGCCACGGCAGACCUGGCCGUGGCCAUAAAAACAUCAGCGAGGCUUGUAAUGAUGUUAUUGGUCCCGGCUAAAGUGGUUUCACUGUGUUCCCUACCGCUGUUUUCACAAACCAAACCACCCAGACAAAAAAAGCUCACAAAAAUGGUUCCACUUUAACCUCUGUUAUCUUCUUUGGUGGUUUUAUGUUUUGUUUUUUUUUUGUCCUUUUUUUCCCUUUUCAAAGCAAAUAAAUAUUUUCCUUAGUAAAAGCA